Rosa rugosa (rugosa rose) is the source of this 7706-nucleotide messenger RNA. RefSeq names its product putative disease resistance protein RGA3. The record is from RefSeq and is a predicted model, not a curated record. NCBI's taxonomy places the organism in Eukaryota, Viridiplantae, Streptophyta, Magnoliopsida, Rosales, Rosaceae. Bases 2122 to 5841 code for a protein of 1239 amino acids. The transcript has 9 exons. Gene Ontology annotation, biological process: defense response to fungus. Gene Ontology annotation, molecular function: ATP hydrolysis activity; ADP binding.
UCUCAUAACCAAAUGCCCAAAUGUCCAAAUUGACCAGAGAGGGAGCUGUUCACCACAAUUUGAAUCAAGAAAUCCCUAAAUCAAUUCAUUAUGAACCCGAUCUCUGAUAAGGAGUCGACGGUGAUGAUAAUGUUGACACAACCAGCACCCAGAUCAGGGGACAAGAUCAGACCAAAUCCACGGCUACAUUGAAGUACAAUGACAGAAUCUCUCGUCAGUUUUGCUGCCCGGGAACUUUUGAAGAAGGUGGUGGCUUUACUUGCCGAUGAAGAGUUCAGUCUUGUGUGCAGAUUCAAGAACGAACUAGCAAUGAUGCACACUACAUUAGUCAAGCUUCAAGCUAUGUUACAAGCUGCCGAGCAUCUGACACAAGAUCAGCGGGAUGACGUGAAAAUCUGGGUGAAGAAAAUUGAAGAGAUAGCUGGUGAUGUGGAUGAUCUGCUGGAUGACUUUGGAUAUGAAGUUCUUUGGUGCAAAGUAGAACUUCAAGACCAAAUGAAGAACAAGGUGUUGUCAAUCUUCGUUCCCAUUGUAUUUCGUCAUAAAAUGGGACGUAGAUUUAAGAACAUCAAUGAAUCUCUUGUGAAUCUAGAGAAUCAGGCAGCCAGUUUUCAGUUGGUAAUUGCUGGGAAUGCAACCUGUGAUGAUCCAGAAGUUGAUAGGCAAACCGCCUUCUGCUGUGAUGAAGAUGAAAAGAAUAUCAUUGGAAGGGGUGAGGUUGUGUCAGAUAUGGUAACAACUUUGAUCAACUCCAACACUACUCAAGAAAAUCUUCUUACUGUUUUGGCUAUUGUGGGAAUGGCAGGUCUUGGGAAGACGACUGUUGCCAAAUCAGUAUAUAAUGACUCCGAAAUUGGUAGAUACUUCCAACAAAAAAUAUGGAUGUGUAUAUCUACCACUUUUGAAGUCGAGCAUAUUUUAAGCCAGAUCUUGGAAUAUCUUGAUGCAGGAAAAUCCGUGUUGAAAGGCAAGGCUGCAAUACUCACUGGCCUCCAAAAAAAUCUGGAACUCUGGAAGGGAAAAGAUAUCUUCUCGUAUUGGAUGAUGUUUGGAACGAAGAUCUUCAAAAAUGGGAUGAUUUGAGGACCAGUUUGUUAAGUAUUAGAGGUACAGAAGGAAGCAGUAUCAUUGUCACUACCCGAAAAGUCAAAGUUGCAAAAAUCAUGGAGACACUUCCUAGGUACGAUUUAACAAAACUCUCAGAUGAUGACUGUUGGCUCCUUCUAAAGAAUAAAGCAGUUUCGACUAGAAGUACUCUGCCACAAGAUGAAGAGAGAAUUGGAAAGGCGAUUGCAAAUAAGUGUGGAGGUGUGCCAUUAGUGGCAAAGGUAUGUUGCAUAUAAUUAUCAAUCUAAAGUUUUCUAACUGGAAAUAGAUCAUAUGCUAUAAUUUUUGAAUCCUUUCUUGACAUGCAUCUUUUUGUUAUUUUGAAUACUAGAAUCUGCUAAGCUUUGCAUAGGAAGUUGUCACGUCAUUAUAAGUAAAUUCAGUGGCCAAAUACAUAAGGCUUCCACUAGCUUAACAUAACUGACUUUAACAACGCACAAUCUAGUUAGGCUUUUUCAUACAAUAAUUUCGAGGUUUGUUUGGUCCAUUCCACUAUUUGACUCCAAUGCGUAAUUGGGCUCUCUAACCAUGAUUGGAGGGGGGUGCCAAAUUAAAUGCUAGCUGUUAUGACAGUAGACCAGUAGUGUAGGCCAUGGUAAUGGUAAAGUCAUGGCCACCGUUUUUGACAAAGAAGAAAAGUCAUGGGCACUUGGCCGACAGAAAUCAAAUUCAUAAUUUAGAUAGCAUAUUAUGCCAAUUAUUGUAUGACAUGUGGCGAAAUUCACAUCCAUAUUCAAGAUAAGGAAUUGGGUUCAGAAUGAUGUGUACAGUUUGACACUGCAUCUUCAAUCAAGUGAUCAACCUCUGGUUUUCUCAACUACCUAAACCUUUCUUUGCUUAAUUUGCCGUGAGUUCUGAAAGCUAUGGCAGAACUUCUGCUCACUUUUGCUGCCGAGGGAAUACUGACCAAGGUGACUUCGCUUGCUGCUCAAGAAUUCACUCUCGUAUUGGGUUUUAAAGGAGAUCUAGCACAGCUGCGUGACUCGUUCCUCAAGAUACAAGCUAUGCUAAGAGAUGUCGACCAUUCACAAGUUCGGGGGGGAGGCUGUGGAAUUGUGGGUGAAGGAUCUUGAAGACAUAGCUCAAGAAGCUGAUGAUGUCUUGGAUGAAAUUGGGUAUGAAGUUCUCCGACGCAAAGUAGAACUCCGUAACGAGAUGAAGAAAAAGGUGAAAAUUUUCUUCUCACACAACAAUCCCAUUGCAUUUCGCUUUAAAAUGGCACAUAAAAUUAAAAAGAUCAACAAAUCUUUGGUGAAUUUGAACAAUGAGGCAGCUGGCCGUAUUGGGUUGGUUGCUAGGACAUUAGCUAACGCAACCUCUCAAGAUGUUGCAGUGCUUGACAGGGAAACCGUCUCCGACUUUAUUGAUAUCGAUGAGAAGUUCAUCAUUGGAAGGGAGGAGGUCGUGUCAGAUAUAGUCAAAACCUCGAUCAAGUCAAACUAUAAUGAAGAAAAUUAUCUUCCGGUUCUGGCUAUUGUGGGAAUGCCAGGUCUAGGUAAGACAACUUUGGCUAAAUCAAUCUAUCAUGAAUCUGAGAUUGAUAGUCACUUCGAUGAAAAAAUAUGGGUGUGUGUAUCCACCCCUUUCGAAGUCAAGAAGAUCUUAAGUGGAAUUUUGGAAUAUUUUGAACCAGAGAAAGCCGCAGCAGCACAAAGAAAGGAAGUGAUUUGUAAAUUCAUUCGAGAAAAGCUGGAAAAGAAAAGAUACCUUCUAGUGCUUGAUGAUGUUUGGAGCGAAGAUCCUGAGAAAUGGAAACAGUUGAGGAGUUGUUUGUUAACGGUUAAUUAUACUCAAGGAAGCAGCAUCAUUGUCACUACCCGUAGUGACAAAGUUGCAAAAGUCAUGGAGACCUUUAGGUGUGAUUUGAGAAGACUAUCAGAUGAUGAAUCUUGGCUUAUAAUGAAGGAUAAAGCAGUUUCAGUUGGGAGUGCUCCUAUGUCCAAAGAGCAGGAGACAACGGGUAAAGAGAUUGCUAAAAAGUGCGGAGGUGUACCAUUAAUGGCAAAGGUUUUGGGAGAUACGCUGCGCUCUAAAACAAGAGAUGAAUGGGGAUCAAUUGUAAACAGUAAAGUAUGGGAUUCACCAGUAGGAGAGAGAAUUUUUUCAAUUUUGAAGUUGAGUUUUGAUGAAUUGAAACCUCCAUCCUUGAAACAAUGUUUUGCAUAUUGCUCGAUGCUCUUCAAGGAUUUUGAUAUUGAAAAGGAUGACUUGAUCCAACUUUGGAUGGCUCAAGGGUUGCUUCACCCCUGUUCUGACAAAAACCUAGAGAUGGAGGAGAGAGGUAAUGAAUAUUUUAAAAUCCUAUUGGCGAAGUCUUUUUUCCAAGACGUUACAAAGGAUUAUGGGAGUAAUGUUACCAAAUGUAAGAUGCACGAUCUUGUGCAUGAUUUUGCAGAACGUGUAUCAAAAUCAGGGAACUUACGCUCACUUUUUUCAAAUGGAGAAGACCUUGAGAGCAACUUACUUAACUUGAAAUCCUUACGUGUCUUAAACUUAUACAAUGCAGAUACGGAGGUGUUGCCAGAUUCUAUUGGAAAGUUGAAACACUUGAGGUAUUUGAAUGUAUUGAAAACAAGAAUGAAAGCACUUCCCAAAUCUAUUGGGAAGCUUUAUAAUCUGCAGACACUAAAAAUGCCUAAUCAGCUUGAAGAGUUUCCAACGGAAAUUGCAAAUUUGACCAACUUACGGCACAUUUGUUUUGGUAGAUAUAUGAAAGUUCCAGGUGGGAUACUGGGACGGUUCACUGAUCUCCGAUCAUUACCUUUUCUCAAGGUAAGUAAAGAGACAGGUCUGAGAAUUGAGGAAUUGAGUGGUUUAAACCAGUUGCACAACACCUUGUCUAUUUAUGGACUGGAAAAUGUAGGGGAUGGAGAAGAAGCGCAGAAAGCGAACUUAGUAGAGAAGAAACAUAUACGCAAGUUAAUCCUUGAUUGGAAGCUCAGUGGGCCAAACCACAAUGUGGAGAACGAUGACGAUGUACUAGAAGGCCUCCGACCACAUUCUAGUUUGGAAUUUUUGGAGAUUCAUGGAUUCAUGGGUACUAAAUUUCCAUCAUGGUUAUUGCUAGCCAACCAUUUGAAAGAGAUUGAAUUAUUGGGCUGCAACAAAUGUGAAGGAGUCCCGGUACUUGGGCAUUUACCCAAUCUUAGUUGUGUUAAGAUUAAGAGAAUGGAGAAGCUAACUCGUAUAGGAUCCGAGUUUUAUGGUGAUAAUCAUGUUAACUGUGGAAAUGGAUCAAGUAGGGAGGCAUGGCCUUUGUUCCCUGCUUUGAAAACACUGCAUAUUAAGGAGGCACGGAACCUGAUUGAAUGGAUGGAAGCGCCAACAGAGAGAGGAAGUAGGGUGGUGUUUCCUUGCCUUGAGGAGCUGACCUUGAUUCACUGUGAACAACUGAUAAGUGCUCCCAGUCAUUUUCCAUCUCUCAAGAAGUUGGUGAUAGAAGGCUCAGGAGGCACGCCAAUAGCAAGUAUUCUAAGCAAUCAACUCACCACUCUCACUUAUCUCAGCUUAAGGGAUGUGAGGGGACUGACUUGUCUGCCGGAAGGGAUGUUGGAAAACAACAAGAACCUUGCACAUUUGGAUAUACAUCAUUGUUCGGAGUUAAUUUGUAUUUCUCCCCAAUCACAAGGAUCUGAGUACUGCUGCGCAUCUCUUUCAUAUUUGGAUAUAUGGACUUGUGCGAAUCUGAAAUAUUUACCUGAUGGGCUACUCACACCUUCUCUUAAAAAGCUGAAGUUGUCGCAUUGUUACGAUCUAAAGUACAUCCCAGAUGCUACACACGGUGGUCUCACCUCCCUUGAAACAUUGAUUGUGAUGGACUGCUCUAAAAUAACUUCCAUUCCAUUUUCACAAGGCCUCCCAUCUCUUGGUGAAUUCACUAUAAGCAGGUGUCGGGAAUUAUCAAGCCUACCGGGUGGACUGGAAUACUGUACCUCUAUUCGGAGUUUGAGAAUAACAGAGUGCCCUAAGGUACCAUCCAUUUCAGUCGAAAGUCUGAGUACAUCCCUCCAAGAGUUGUGUGUAAGUAAUCUGGACUCUCUUCCAAUUUCACGAGGAGGCUUUACAUCACUCCGUGAAUUCACAAUCUGUUUCUGCCGAAGUGCACAAUUUGGGCCAGGAUUUAGUGCCUUUCUUCAAACCCUUGUCUCUCUUCAAAAAUUGACGAUAUGGGCUUGCCAUUCUCUAGAGACUAUUCCAAGUUCAGACAAGCUCACAUCCCUCCGCAGCUUGGAGAUUUCUCAUUGUAGUAAAUUAACAUGUCUACCGGAUGGGUUAGCAGCAUCGUCACAGUCCUGCAGCCUCACCCGUUUGAAGAAAUUGACACUUGGUGGUUUCUGCGUGGAGCUCGAUGCAUUCCCAGCUUUUCAGGCUAUACCACAGCUUGAAUCAUUAACCAUCCGUGGGUGGCGUAAGCUCAAGUCUCUCCCUGAACAAAUUCCACACUUGCCUUCUUUAAGACAUUUGACGAUAGAGAGGUUUUGGGAAGUGGAGGCUAUUCCAGAAUGGUUGGGAAACCUUGCAUCUCUUGAGGACCUGAGUAUUUAUUUCUGCAAGAGUCUAAUGUAUCUACCUUCUGUGGAAGCUAUGCGACGCCUCACCAAAUUGAAAGAGAUAGACAUCCGCUAUGGUUGUGACCUUCUAGAAGAAAGAUGCAGGGAGGAGAGCGGCCCAGAGUGGCCUAAGAUUCGUCAUCUUCCAUUCAUCACGAUUGGAGAUACAAAAAUCGUGAAUUGACCAACGCACUCUGAGUACAAUAAAUUCCUUAAAGUGCCGACAUCGAGGCAAAUAAGGCUUUCUGAAACACCAGAUGAGGAGUAGUUGAGUCAGCUAAACUGGUAGGGUUCUCGUGCCAUCUCCCAAUGUUCCCUUUCAUCAAAAUAACCUUUCACUUUGUUCCUCAGAAUUGUCCUCCAAAUCAGUGGUGUAACAUUAUUUGGCCAACUCUGUUUUUCAUAGAGAAAUCAUUGUUACCGUGGAAAUUUCUUAACAGAUUGCAGCGUACAGGUUUGACUCUUAUGACACUUCUUUUGUGUUGCUCUAUUUGUCCAGAUAGAACUGAAUAUGUAAACCAAUUCUUCUUAUCCUAGCCCUUUGCAACAAAACUGCGGGACAAAUUUUUCAUCAUUUUUGGCUCUGUUGUACUACAAUUCUAUGAACCAAUUUAUAGCCAUAAAGACAAACAUAUUUGCAUAGCAACAGUGUGUGAUGUCUGAUGGAUGAUAGAAACAAGCUAUAAUUGGUGAAGCAGGUAGCUUUCUUUGUCUUCUGAAUUUCAAGAGUUGGUGUUCUGCAAUCCUGCUUUUCUGUUUGUGCCUAGAUUUAAGAACUUUUAGGUUUGUACCUUGCAAGAUGCUCUGUUGUACUUGAGAUUAUGGCUGUCAUGUAACCAUACGCAGUCAUUUGGUGCAGGCAAAAGCAUUCUCAUAGCCAAAAAAUAUCAGAGAUGAAUUUCGAAAGAGCUGUUACGCUGUCUGUAAGUUACAGAGAACGAGGCGUGUUCCUGUGGAGGGUUAUUAUCACGUGAUAAGCACUAAGCAAUCCCUUAACUUCAUGAAGUUCCGCACCAAGGCAAGGUUUCCUGUCAGCAAACAAAGCUUUCAGUUUGUGCCUCCGAAUUGUCCUCCAAAGUGGUGGUGUAUGAUUAUUGGGCUAACUCUGUUUUCCUAAACCCUUUUAAAAUCAUUACUGGCUUGGAAGGAGCUGAAUUGAAAACUCUUAAUGGCUUUCAGAAUACAGCAAGCCAAGAUUUGCUCCCUUUAUUGUCAAUAAUGGGGAUUUGGUUUCUACAAAGCAACUGUACGUUAGCCAUCUAAUCUGAGAUCUUUGGAUGAUAAUCAUGAUAUGGGCUGGAAAGAAACAAUCUAAGAUGAAGCCAGUGUUGAAUUGAACUUUUAAGUCUCAGAUGGUGUUGGUCUCUUCGGUGCCAGCCAAGCUGAGAACCACUAGAGUGGGGAGUACGUAAGGAUGCCAUUGUUCUUUGAGUUACUUGGCUAAGUUUGGAAACCGGCUCAUCUGUGCUCGUGGAUACUUCUGCCCAAGCAGAACAACCGAUCAGGAGCGAACAUGUGGCAACAUGCUCCACAUCAGCUUGGCAAACUUAUCAAGGAGCCUCACAUUCACACAUGAUGAGACGUCUGCUCAUGCCUUAGAGCUACUCACACAUUAAGGAUCUUCAAUUCCAUGCCUUACGGGAAAAUGUUGUAUCACUCUCCAUUCAGCUGCAUUCAUUAUAUAGCUAAACCAUCAUAUAGUGUAAUUAACCAUAUUUAUUUGAUUAUAGUGAAACCACUGGCAAACAACCAUGACGUAGCCCUAAACUCUAGCCAAGUUUUGGGUGAACACGUAAAUCUCCUGUGUUAUUAGAUGUUAUUGUCUUUUACGUAUACAUUGGGGCUGUGACCAGUUACCCAUUUUUAGCCCAAAAAAUGCCCACUUACUCCACCAAGAGUUUUUUAACCCCAUUUACCCAAUCUUACAUCUAUUGACAUUUUAGCCCCUGUUAAUUAAAUUAAAACCCAUCCAUCUCUUAUCAGUCUCUCUCUCCUUCCCAAACUCUCUCUCUCUCCCCCCGAUCUCCACCUCCACUCUCUCUCUCUCUC